Messenger RNA from Coregonus sp. 'balchen', 231 nucleotides. NCBI's taxonomy places the organism in Eukaryota, Metazoa, Chordata, Actinopteri, Salmoniformes, Salmonidae. The record is from the annotation of a GenBank genome assembly.
AUGAAGAAGCAGCAGAUGCAACAGAAGGCCCGCGAAAAAGAAGAGAAAAAGAGGGUGGAGAAAGAAAAAAAGAGGGAGAAAAAGAGGGCAGAGGAGUUGAAAAAGAUUGAGAAACAGAGGAUGGAGGAGGAGAAGAACAGGGAAAAGGAGAGAAUGAAGGUGCUGGAGAUGCAGCAAAGGCACAAGAGAAAGAAGAGAAAAGGAGGAAGGAGGAGAAGAAAAGGAGAUUGA